Diceros bicornis minor is the source of this 2921-nucleotide messenger RNA. RefSeq names its product G protein-coupled receptor 35 (gene GPR35). The record is from RefSeq and is a predicted model, not a curated record. Bases 1690 to 2607 code for a protein of 305 amino acids. Gene Ontology annotation, cellular component: membrane. Gene Ontology annotation, biological process: phospholipase C-activating G protein-coupled receptor signaling pathway; positive regulation of Rho protein signal transduction. Lineage: Eukaryota; Metazoa; Chordata; Mammalia; Perissodactyla; Rhinocerotidae. Gene Ontology annotation, molecular function: G protein-coupled receptor activity. The transcript has 2 exons.
UUUGAGGCUGCCCAGCUGCGAGAAUGGGCCUGGUUUGAACCUGAAGCCUGCCCAGCGUGGCCAAGCCUCUCGGACCCCAAGGAUCCAGUGGGCCUUGAGGAAGGGACCCAGCCUUGCGCUGGGAAGCCCCCAUCCCUCCCUGGAAGGGAGCCGGCAGCAUGGCCAGUAUUGCUCCAUCCCACCCCAGGCAGAGCGUCUCUGAGCUGGCCGCCACUAACAUUUAAUGAUUAUGGAGUGCCUGCCGAGAGCCGAGAAUCUUGUUCAUUCCUUGGCACCCAGCGCCGGUUGGAAUCUCCCGUCAGGGCUGCCUCCAACUGGUUAAUACGCUUCAUUGAGGCCCUACUCUGUGCCAGGCUGUGACAUGGUCCAGAGCAGGCAGGGUGCCAGCCACACGCAAGAACUAAGCACACGAGAAGAGCUAUUUUAAUUCAUGAGAAGUUCUGUGAAGAAACCAGACGGGGUGGGGAGGAGCCUGGGAGGCGGUGUGGACAGAGAGGUGGGAGACAGAGGAAGGGAGGCAGGGGAGGAGCCCUUGGCAGGACCCCUGUCAGGCCUGGGUCUGGAGGGCUGUGCCUGGGUCGACUGUGGAGGAGAAGGGUCGAGACCAGGCCCCGCGCAGGGAGCCCUGGUCCCAGGUCAGGAGGCCUAGGCCAGCCCCUCUCCUUCUUUGGGCCUUAGUUUCCACCUCUGUAAAUGGGCAGGCGUGGGGUGGGAUCUUUCCCCGCCCCUUGCAGUCUGCAGACUGUGGUCUGCUGUGGUAAGGUGCUGCGGGGCUCAAGCUGAGGAGUCAAGUUCCCUGCCCUCAGGGUAGGGGGGGCUAGGAGGUUGAUCUGCAGGAAGGGCGGUGGGAGCCUCAUUGGGCAGCUUUCUCCCUGCCCUGAGCUCAGAGUGAAGAUGCCAGCCAAAGAGAAUACCCCAUGAAGGCCUGGAGGAGUUGGCAGGGAGGAGACUGGGUGGAGGAGUGGUCUGGAAAGAAGGCUUCUGAGGAGGUGGGCUGGAGGAGGGGCAGCUGGUGAUGGGGAGGGCAGAGUCAGCAGCUACAGCAGAGCUGCAGGAAGUCGCUCUGUCUGGGUUUUCACUGCUGGCUGCUGGCCACACAAGACUGUGCCUCCACACGUGUUGGCGGGCCACCCCGGCAGCGUGGGUGUGUGUGAGUGUGCGUAGCGCAGCGAGCAUGCGGCCUUCCUGCCAGGAUGCUGGGCGUGGGCGCGGGGGACCUCGACCCCUCCAGCCCUGGGGAAGGCCCAGCACUUCCCAGAAAUGACAGGUGUAGGGGGCUGCAGGAGAGGAUGCCUUCACUCCUGGAGGAGCUCUCUCAGUUGUUUCCUGAACAAACUGUCUUAGCAAGCAUGCUGGUUCUCUGGAGGUACUGACAUAUGCGGCCACGAGCACCCCACUUCCCGUCCCAGAAAUUCCCCCAAGCAGCCCAGGGCUGGCGCUGGUGGCAGGGAGCCCGUCACCCUACUCUGCUGUCGUCAGCACGCCCGCCACCUGCCGCCUGCAGGAGUCCGCCCAGCCUGAGGGGCUGGCCCACCUCCAGCCCUGCUUCCCCAUCGCCCUUCUCAGGCAGCCCCUGCAAAGACUUCCAGCUCAGGGGGCAGACAGCUCACCAGCUCACCAGGGAAACUGAGGCUGACUGCACGUCAGUGCCAAGGUGGGGCCAGGGGUCUCCAAUCAGGCUCCAGGACCAUGAACAACAGUACCUGUGGCCCCGGCGAGCUCACCUGGCCCCAGCCAGUCACGAGCAUUUUCUAUACCUACACGGGCCUGGUGCUGGUGCUGGGCCUGCUGCUCAACAGCCUGGCGCUCUGGGUGCUGUGCUGCCGCAUGCAGCAGUGGACGGAGACCCGCGUCUACAUGGCCAACCUGGCCAUGGCCGACCUCUGCCUGCUCUGCACCCUGCCCUUCAUGCUGUACUCCCUGAAGAAUGGCACCACCGACACGCCGCUCUGCCAGCUCUCCCAGGGUAUCUACCUGGCCAACAGGUACAUGAGCAUCAGCCUGAUCAUGGCCAUUGCCGUGGACCGCUACAUGGCCGUGAGGCACCCAAUGCGUGUCCGCGGGCUCCGCUCCCCACGGCAGGCCACGGCCAUGUGCAUGGCGCUCUGGGUGCUGGUGGUUGGCUCCCUGGUGCUUCGCUGGGUCCUGGGGGUGCAGGAAGGUGGCUUCUGCUUCACCAGCCCCUCCAGUCAAAGUUCCAACACCGUGAUCUUCUCGCUGCUGGGCUUCUACCUGCCUCUGGCCGUGCUGGUCUUCUGCUCUCUGCAAGUGGUGACCGCCCUGGGCCGGAGGCCCACUGCUGACUCAGGCCAGGUGGAGGUCACCCAGAAGGCUGCCCGCAUGGUCUGGGCAAACCUGGUUGUGUUUGUGGUCUGCUUCCUGCCCUUGCACGUGGUGCUGACGGUGCGCGUGGCCACCAGCCUGCCCACUUGUGUCAUCCGCCGUGCCCUCUACGUCACCAGUAGGCUCUCGGACGGCAACUGCUGCCUGGACGCCAUCUGCUACUACUACCUAGCCAAGGAGUUCCGGGAGGCGUCGGCGCGGGCCGGGCCGCCCCCUGCCAAGGCCCACAAGAGCCAGGAGUCCCUGUGUGCUACCCUGGCCUAGGAAACAAGCCAUCAGCGCGGUAGCCCAGGCUCUCCGGGAGGUGCUGCUGCUGGGGGAACCUGUGACCAGCAGCAAGGAGCCCCAGGAUCAGCCCUGAACUUGCUGUGGGCUGUGGACACUCUCCAGGAGACCCGGGGGCACAGGGACGACCCAGGCACAGAGACCGGGAAGGCCACACUCCACUCCUGGGAUGGAAGAGGAACGGGGACGAGGUCAAGAGGACUACUGACGCCUGAGCAAGGCCACCACCAGGGCGCCUGGGACGGGCUGCACACCUGCCAGGCCCAGAGCCUGGUGCGCCCGGCCUCUAGGGG